CAUUGUGCGGGGCGCGGAUGCUUCGUCGCGUCGGCAGUCCUGUAAUAACCCCGGGCUUUCGGCAGUGUUGUGGAAGUGUCGGUGAAAUGUCUUGCUCUGACUUUACCUUUCUAUUUGCCGUCAUGGAUUUGCUUUUGGAAAUUCGAACUGAAGCUUUUGCGGAGGAAAUGCUGUUUCCUAUGGGAGAUGCAUACACAUUUUGAGGAAGCCAUGGCAAAAUCAAAACACAGAGUUUGUUUUCAAGAAUCUUCAAUAUCUUCUCUCCUGGCAAGCUGCAGCCUAAGUAGUAGCAAUUCCUCUAACUCUGAUGGCUCUUUUCACUAUAAGGAUAAACUGUACAGUUCUGCUUCUCAGGCUCUCCAGGCCUACAUUGACGAUUUUGAUCUAAGCCAGAUGUAUUCUGGUGCAAGUGCUGGAAAAAUUAAUAUUGAUGAGGGUGCUGCUAAUAUGCCACACUUCUCCAAUUAUAUUUCUAAACCAAGCAAUGCCAUUGGAUAUCUUGAUCACAAAGAGCACUUCUUAUCAUAUAGAAGAGAGCCUGUUAAUGACAUAGACUCCAUUAGCCUAACAACUGAUGAUCUGUUAAGACUUCCAGCAGAUGGAUCAUUUUCUUUCACUUAUGUUGGACCAAGUCAUCGAAUGAGAAAGAAAAAGAAGAAAUACAUUAGAAGAUUAAGUUCAUUGGACAUUGAAAAGAAUCCAGAUUUUCAAGAGGCUUUUGCUCCCAUGGGCAUGGAUGACUUAGUUACUCCAGUUGUGUACACAAAUAGAAAUCUUUGUGGUAGACUAAAAAACCCAAAACUUACAAAUAAGACUAAUAAAGGUGUUUCUGACUCAUCUUUAUCUUUUUCUAAAGAAUCUUUCAAGGACAGUUCAGAAGAUGGUCUUGAAAAGAAUUAUCCACGAUGGCUUACUAGCCAGAAAUCUGAUCUUAAUGUUUCAGGGAUAACUAGUAUUCCUGAUUUUAAAUAUCCAGUUUGGCUCCACAAUCAAGACUUGUUACCUGAUGCAAAUAGUCAGAGGAUUCCUAAAGAAGAGCAUUAUUCUCCUAGACAUAGUCAUCAGGCACAAAGAACUGGACUUAUGAAUAAAGUAGAGUGUUUGGAAUAUUCUUUGGAACCUUCAAAAUUUUCAAAUACCUUCUGUGAUAAUAAACAUCUUGUUAAUGUAUGCAAAUGUGAUUCUGAACAUAGCCAAUGUAAAUAUGCAACUCCACUUCUUCCUGGACAAUCCAAAAAGCCAUUCAGUGGUGACAAAAUUGAAUUGCUUAUCCUGAAGGCCAAGAGAAAUCUAGAACAGUGUACUGAAGAAUUACCAAGGUCUAUGAAAAAGGAUGACAGUCAAUGUUCAUUAGAUAACCUUGAAGCAGAAAGAUCAUGGGAAAAUAUUCCUGUUACUUUCAAAUCUCCUGUUCCCGUUAAUUCUGAUGAUAGUCCUCAACAGACUUCAAGGGAAAAUUGUGCUAAAGAGGCUCUUGAAGACUUUUUAAGUAAUGAUAAUCAGAGCUCUACCCUUUCAGGAGGCAAACAUCAUGGUCCUGUUGAAGCCUUAAAACAAAUGUUAUUUAAUCUUCAAGCUGUACAAGAAAGUUUUAAUCAAAAUAGAACUAUAGAACCAAAAGAAAAAAUUAAACAGGUUUCAGAAGAUGAUUUCUCUAAAUUACAUUUGAAAGAAAAUAUGAUUCCAAUUACUAAGUCUCUUCAAAAGGCCUUGCACCAUUUAUCUCGCCUGAGGGACUUGGUUGAUGAUACCAGUGGAAAAGAGUGACCGAAAAUGUGAAGAGGGAAGUAAAACUGUCACCACAAUAACUACGAACAAAUAUGUAUUUUUUCUUAUUACUUCAUUGGACAAAGUAAAUACAAGCUAUACAUUAUUCUAACAUUGGUUGAACUAUUUUUCUAAAGAAAUAACCUUGAAAAUAUCCAUAGGAUUUGUGACUUAUCCUCAUUUUGUUCCAAAAAUAGAAUGUGAAUUCAUAAUAGCCCACAAUGUAUCCUGAAGUCAUCUUACUUCACUCUUCAGGCCAGCAAAUGUUUAAUAUUUAAGGAUGAAUGAUUUCUGUUCUUAACACUUUCCUGGACCUAACCUUCUGUAGUAUCAUCAUUUUAUCAUUUGAUUCUGGAAUAUUGUUUUCUAGCUUCUAUCUAUAAUCUCUUAA
Molecule: messenger RNA, 2158 nt
Organism: Fukomys damarensis (Damara mole-rat)
Lineage: Eukaryota; Metazoa; Chordata; Mammalia; Rodentia; Bathyergidae
Gene: CUNH18orf54
Product: chromosome unknown C18orf54 homolog
Exons: 9
Coding region: 187-1767 (526 amino acids)
Source: RefSeq, marked inferred